UCUCUGUAACUCUCUCUCUCCAGCUCUGGGACAGAUCAUGCUGUAUGUGGAUGGGAUGAACGGCCUGAUAGCUCACAAUGAAACGGUCCAGUGGCUCUACACUCUGGUUGGCUCUAAGUUCCGCCUGGUGGUGAAGACAGCGCUGAAGCUGCUGCUGGUGUUUGUGGAGUACACCGAGGCGAACGCCGCUCUCCUCAUCCAGGCAGUCAACGGCGUGGACACCAAGAGAGGCACCAAGCUGUGGUCAAACGCCAUGGAGAUUCUGGACGAGAAGGAUGGCGUGGACACCGAACUGCUGGUGUACGCUAUGACUCUCGUCAACAAGACGCUGGCCGGCCUGCCAGACCAGGACUCUUUCUAUGAUGUUGUGGACUGUCUGGAGGAGCAGGGGAUCGAGGCCAUGUCCAAGAGGCACCUUGGACGCAAGGGCACGGAUCUGGACCUGAUGGAGCAGUUCAACAUCUACGAGGCCACCUUACGCCACGAGGACGGCGACGACGACGCUCAGCCCUCGCCGUCCGGCCGCAAAGACCGGCGGCGGGCCAGCGUGGGCGGCAGCAGUGAGAGGAGGGGCCUGGAGCGACGGCGGAGCCGGAGACACUCCCUCCAGAACGGGCGGGGCCACGCCUCGGCCCCCGCGUCCCCCAGCAGCCCGCACUGCCACGGACACAACGGACACUUCCAGGCCUUCGGGGGGCAGCGCAUCGAGGACAUCAGCGAGAGACACAACAGCAGCUCACACCCUGGGCGUCCCCAGGUGGUGGUGAGCGCCCCCACCACCCCGGUCCACCGUGUUCCCCCCUCCCCGGCCUCCACGCCCGACACCAAACCAGACAGGCCUGCCCUGGGGGGUCUGCUCUCCUCCUCCUACAGGCAGCACCAGGAGUCGCUGGCUGCAGAGCGAGAGAGGAGGAGGAUGGAAAGAGAGGAGCGCCUGCAGAGGAUCGAGAGGGAGGAGAGGAACCGCUUCAAUCGGGAUUACGCGGACAAGCGCGAGGAGGCGAGGCACGCCAGAGAAGAAAGGUACAAGAACGUCGAGAGGCUCGCGUCGGAAGAGUUCGAGAGGGAGCGCCCGCGGGCGCCGACGAGAGGGCGCACGGAGAUCACGCUGUGUCUGAGCUCCAACCCCGCCAGCCGCGCCUCCUCCCGCUGUGCCACGCCCUCCUCGGCGGCCAAUCAGGAGGAGCCCUCCCCGAGCCCGCCCCAGACACAGGGAACCGAAAGAGACUUAGAGCCAAGCCUUGACACCGUGACCCGAACCAGAAGUCCAGCGCCAGAGUUAACAGCACCAGACCCUCCCCCAGAACCUCCCUCGGACGCACCAGACGAGACACAGACGCCAACGGAGACGGAGGCAGAGGCAGGGGCGGAGGCAGAGAGUGAGGACGUGGCUGAGGCUGAGGCAGAACAGGGCAGGGGUGUAGAGGCAGAGACGGGGACAGCGCGACAGACAGACGAAGACGUGAAGGAGGGAGCAAGAGAGGAGGGAGGAGAAAGGGCGGAGGAAGAGAAAGGAUCCGAGGUGGAGGAACAGGUAGAGGAAGGGGGGGAAGAAGAGGAGGUGGAGGCGGAGCCAGAGGGAGUCGAGGUGGAGGUGGAGUUAGAGGAGGAGGAGGAGCGUGAGAGGGUGCCGGCGCUGGGGCGAGAGGUGGAGGACAGCGUCUCGCUGAGUGAGAAGGAGAGGCAGAACGAGGAAGUGAACGAGAAGGACAACUGCUCCGCCUCCAGCAUCUCCUCGGCCAGUAGCACGCUGGAGCGCGAGGAGCGCGAGGAGAAACUCAACAACGACAACGACGCAGGCCAAUGGAAGCAGAGCAUCAAGGAGGCCGACGGGAACGACGAAUGCAGCAAGAUCCUCAACAGCAAGCGCUUCAUGUUGGACAUGCUGUACGCCGCCAGCAAGGCGCCCGGCGAGGACGAGGAGAAGGCCGGCGAGACGGAGACGGAGAAGAACGAGGAGGACCAGGAGGACCAGGACUCGUCCGUGGCGAGCCUGGCGAGCAGGAUCUCCACGCUGGAGGCCAACCGGCAGGCGCGGGAGGAGAACAUGAAGAAGAUAGACGUCCAGCACCUGGACAACCAGGGCAGCGUCCGAGCCGUGGCCGAGAAGUUCGGCGACCUGGUCAAGGGUCUGGGGACUCCGCAUGACCUGGAGGCGUCAGAGAGGCAGCAGCAGGUACUGCAGCCCGACAAGGCGCCCCCGCCGGCCCCUUCCUCCCCCCUGCCCCCGAAGAAGGAGUCGGACUACAUCUGGGACCAGCUCAUGGCCAACCCCAGGGAGCUGCGGAUCAAAGAGCUGGACUUCACCGACCUGGCGGACGAGGACGACCUGGACAUCCUGGACGCGGACAGUGUCAUGGGCUCCAGCGACCUCACGGCCCCGCCGCCGCCGCCUCUGCCGUGCAACGCUGCUCUACCCCCGGCCCCGCCGCUGUUCGGGUGCCCCCCGCCCCCUCCUAUCCUGGGCAUGAAGAUGGCCCCCAUCCCACCCCCACCCUCCAUGCCUCCAGCCCCUCCACCCCAGCCCCCGCUUAACUCCCCCCAGCUCGGAAGAGGGGAGCCCCCUCUCUUCCAGAAGAAGAAGAAGACCAUUCGAUUGUUCUGGAACGAGGUUCGGCCCAUGGACUGGCAGUACAGGAACCAUAAAUGCUGCAAAGAAUCUCUGUGGUCCAAACUGGAGCCGGUCAAACUGGACACGUCCAAACUGGAGAAUCUCUUUGAGUCCAAGUCCAAGGAGCUGCCUGUCACCAAGAAAGCAGCCGUUGAUGGGAAACGACAAGAGAUCAUAGUCCUGGAUUCCAAACGGAGUAAUGCCAUCAACAUCGGUCUGACUGUCUUACCCCCACCCCGGACCAUCAAGACGGCCAUUCUUAACUUUGAUGAGUACGCGUUGAACAAGGAAGGCAUUGAGAAAAUACUGACAAUGAUCCCGACGGAGGAGGAGAAGCAGAAGAUCCAGGAGGCCCAGCUGGCCAGCCCCGACGUUCCCCUGGGCUCAGCCGAGCAGUUCCUCCUCACCCUCUCCUCCAUCACCGAGCUGUCCGCCCGCCUGCAGCUCUGGGCCUUCAAGAUGGACUACGAGGUCAUGGAGAAGGAAGUGGCCGAGCCCCUGCAAGACCUGAAGGAAGGGAUGGACCAAUUGGAAAAGAACAAGACUCUACGCUACAUCCUGUCCACGCUCCUGGCCAUAGGCAACUUCCUCAACGGCACAAACGCUAAGGGCUUUGAGCUGAGUUACCUGGAGAAGGUUCCGGAGGUGAAGGACACGGUCCACAAGCAGUCCCUGCUGCACCACGCUUGCUCCAUCGUGGUUGAGAAGUUUCCAGACAGCUCAGACCUCUACUCAGAGAUAGGAGCCAUCACUCGUUCAGCUAAGGUGGACUUUGACCAGCUGCAGGAGAAUCUGAGCCAGAUGGAGCGAAGGUGCAAAGCAUCCUGGGACCACCUCAAGGUCAUCGCCAAGCACGAGAUGAAACCAGCACUGAAGCAGAAAAUGUCCGACUUCCUGAAGGACUGCGCGGAGAGGAUCAUCAUCCUCAAGAUCGUGCAUCGGAGGAUCGUCAACAGGUUCCACGCCUUCCUGUUGUUCCUGGGACACCCGGCCUACGCCGUGCGGGAUGUGAGCAUCCAUCGCUUCAGCAAGAUCCUCAGCGAGUUCGCCCUGGAGUACCGGACCACUCGCGAACGGGUCCUGCAGCAGAAGCAGAAGAGGGCCAACCACCGCGAGAGGAACAAGACCAGGGGGAAGAUGAUCACUGACAACGGGAAGUUUGGCGGCGCGUCUCCGGAGGGCCGCGAGAGCCCGCCCCAGGGCCUGCAAUACGCCGAGGACGCCGCGGAGCACGAGAACAUGAAGGCAGUCCUGAAGAGCAGCUUGCAGGGCGGCGGCGACAGUGGGUCGUCCACCGUGCCGGGCCUGCGCACUCGCACCAGGGCCAACAGAGGUCGCAUCGCCCCGUGGUCCUUGGUGAACGACGACCCAGCGAACGGAACGGAGGCCGACACCGCGGACGAGAUCAUGGAGCGCAUUGUCCGUUCCGCCACACAGGGGCCCAGCCAGCGCACGCAGCCUCGCGAGAGGAAGAGGUCCCGGGCCAAUCGCAAGUCAUUGAGAAGGACACUGAAGAACGGCUUGACUCCAGAGGAGGCCCAUGCUCUGGGGUUGGCCAGUGGCUCAGAGAUGCAGGUGUGACAAGGAGCUGGAUCAAGCAGGACACACACACACACAUCUGAGAAUCCCACUGCCCUUCCCUCAUCUCGCCGGGCAGCCAGCCAGCCAGCCACCCAACUGCAACAAGACUGGCACCAACCCUGACACUGCCUGGAUGUGUGGAUCUCAGCUUUAUGUUUAGACACCAGUGUGUGUCUCUUGAUAAAGUUGGACAGAGACAUGCUGAAGAGAAACGUGUCCAGCGAUACUAGCUGUAUCCAGAGACAUGGAGGCCCCACAUUUUGUUUCUGGUCAGCAAAGUGGUUCUGUGAGGGCACUGUGCGGACUCUCCUACCCUCCACUUUCUCAGGUCCCGAGGGAAACAUUCAAACCACUAAACUAUGAGGUUUUACUUGAGUGCUGAUUCAACACGCUGGUCCUAUCAGGGUGAAGUGUAAAUUUGAACAUGGGUGUCGGGGACACGUUGGAGAAACGUCUCCGACUUCAAUGUAAAAAGCAAAUCUUAAUCCCAGUGGGUUUGUGACCAUGGCUGAGAGGUAUUCCUGUAAACAGAGCGCUCUGGAGCCCCAAUGUGACUUGGCUGAGUGAGUGCUUGAAUAACUGUGGCCUUCAGCCUGAGCCACGAGGGCUUAUCGUGGCGCAGAUCUCCGUAGCUACGCCAACCCUCGACGUGAGAAACGUCUGAGAUUGUGCAGCGCUUGGGUCGUCACCCGUGUGGUUUUAGCGAUAACAAAAAGAGAAUCGUGGUUGCAUUUUCUUUCUCUUUUGAUAGAUUUGUCUCUGUGCACACAACAGUUAUUCUGCUUCAUUGUACUACUGUAGUAGUUUUGUCUUAAAGUACUUUUAUGCUGACGAAGGUGAUCAGACGCGGAAUAUUUGCACUGGAUGUAGAAGUUUGGUUUUUAGAGAGGGAGUGAUUAAUCCUUGACACUGUCACGCCACUCCUAUGUCCACUAAACAUGAAAACAAACCAUCCUGUAUAACCAGCAACCAAGCAGUAGCACAGUUUGUCGUAAAAUACAAUUUCUUAAGGCAGUAUCAAGAUUCCAUCUUCCAUAGACUGAGCUUGGUUACAGUGAGUUGGAAAUUGUGUUGGAGGAGGGAUGAACUGGAAUUUGUGGAACAUGGCAUGGUGUGUGGGAGAGGAAUGUGGAACACGCUUCACGCUACGCGGAAUUGAAACAGUGGAUAAAAAGAUGUUAUGGAAUGGAUAAUGCAGCAAUUGGCUUUGGAGUGAGCUGCAAGUUGACAUGGGAGCAGAGUGGUCGGAUAGUGCUGGGCCCAAGCUAACACAUGUAAUGCAUACUGAAUAUCUAGCUUGAGCAAACCUCCAGAAUAGACACAUGCUGCAUGUAAGAGACCAGGCAGGUGAUCACCACUGAUGCAGGUCAUUAGUCUAUAGUUGACCACACGUAUAAUGUGACUGAGGUGUUAGAAUUGAGAGAGUGGCUCGGUAGAAAUUUGACCACUCAUCACGUGAAAAAAAAAUGAGUGACCUUUAAUAUUCAAGAAAAACAAGUUCAACAAAUAUUUGUGUGUUGUUUUUUAGAAAUGAUGAGCUGGAAAUGAGUGAGUGCCUUUUAGAGAUGUAUAUUUAUUAAGCCAUGUUCAGGGACAUCAUCUAGAGAAUGUCACUGUGUGAAACUAAAGACAUACAGCAAACAGAGCUUGGGGUAGCAUUAUUACCUAGACCAAGGACUUGGAACCAUUGACCAUUUAACAGCUGUCAUUUUUUUUUCAUUCUCUCUUAACAUCCAGAAAUCAGAUCAAACUAUGUUCCAUGGCAAUUACAUGUCUUCUACUUCCAUGUAGUUUGUGGUACCAGUAAAUAAUUCAAUACAAACAUGAUUUAUUUUUAUUUUAUUUUAUUAGGGCUAAACUAUGAGUAGUAGCUAAAUCCAUCUGCCUUAAUUUAGAAUUAGGGCACGUAAUUUAUCUGAACUUUCCCACACUGCUGACUAUCUAUUGAGGUUCUUAGAUCUAGUCAGACUUGUUUUUGUAAUGUCCAUUAGCAAUUGUUAGCAAAGUUGUGAGAUUGUUCUACAGUCACAAAUGCCCACUGUGAUGGAAGCAUAGCCAUUGUUGAGAGAUACAAAUAUAUCAAAGUGCUAUGUGUGCAGCACCUUGAAUGAUUAUCCACAACCAGUCGCAAAAUAUUUGCCACACGCUUAUGUCUAUCUUGUGAGUACUUUCUGGCAACUUUGGAUGAAACCUUUUCAGCACCUUAUACACCAUUUGUAGCAUGCAUCUUUUAUGGAAACAAGUAAAAGAUGAGAUAUCUGUUUAGCCUCUUUCCCAGAUGGUACAGUACUUUGAGUAUUGGCAAAUAAAAUAAAAAGCUGAGUACAUGUAAAGUAAAAGUAGAUGAAUGAUGUAAAAAGAAAUAUGUAAAUGUCACGACUGUUUGUCUUUCAUUUGUCGGUAUUUUGUAUAGAAUAGUGUAUUAUAGUAAAAUCAGUAUUAUUCUAAGAAUGUUAUUUUGUAUUGUUAUCAUUGUAAUUUAAGCGAAACCAAGCCAUGCAUGGUUUUCAAAAAUGUCUGCAGAUGUCACUUCAACUAGAAUCUGAGGGAAGUUGGUUUGAUAUUUCGGAGACUUAAGUGUGUGUUUUGUUGUACGUUUUUACUCUGCACAGACUUGAAAACAUGGUAGGAUGCAGUGAUCCAUAUAACCACCUUAGCACUUCUGUGGAAGCCUAAGAAGCCUUCGAUUCCAUUGCACUCAACAACAAUCCGUUUUUUCUCAUUUCAACAUUAGCCCGUGUUACCCAUCGCUGCCUGUGCCGUACCACGUCAUUGUGGGGCUUGGAUACCAGUGCUGUACUAUCAAAACUCUGUGAGCUUUUCUUGCAUAUAUGCCCACAACAGAAAUGUAUGUAUGAAAAUAAAUGCAAUAAAAAAAAGGCUCAUCAAA
This is a messenger RNA of Hypomesus transpacificus, 7082 nucleotides long. Its product is annotated as FH1/FH2 domain-containing protein 3-like. Gene Ontology annotation, biological process: sarcomere organization; cardiac myofibril assembly; cortical actin cytoskeleton organization. Gene Ontology annotation, cellular component: cytoplasm; cytoskeleton. NCBI's taxonomy places the organism in Eukaryota, Metazoa, Chordata, Actinopteri, Osmeriformes, Osmeridae. Gene Ontology annotation, molecular function: actin filament binding. The transcript is spliced from 20 exons. The coding region runs from base 38 to 4192 and encodes 1384 amino acids. The record is from RefSeq and is a predicted model, not a curated record.